Molecule: messenger RNA, 726 nt
Organism: Suillus subaureus
Lineage: Eukaryota; Fungi; Basidiomycota; Agaricomycetes; Boletales; Suillaceae
Exons: 1
Coding region: 261-593 (110 amino acids)
Source: RefSeq, a predicted model, not a curated record
UUGGAAAGGGAGGUGUCACCGCCCACAGUGCAUGUAUGUUUAGCAUUCACAGACAUCCUCAAUUCAACCCAACUGUGAGACAAGAACUGCCAUAUCGAUAGCGAUACAUCUGCACAACAAUCUGCUAUUACAACAUCUUCUAUAUCGUGGUGGUUAUAUUGUCAGGACAGAAGGCGACGCAUUCAUGUGCGCAUUCCAACAACCCUUGUCGCGGUAUGGUCAAGCAUUUUCAACUUCUUCACGCAUCCUAGCCUCCAGAGAUGCAAAAUUGCGAAGAAGGCAAAGAGGUCUACGAUGAAGACGGAAACCCUCUUCCACGCGGCCUUUCUGUCCCUAUGGGCAUCCACUCUGGAACUCCAGCAUGCGAACUAGAACCUAUCGCUCGCAGCAUGGAUGAUCUCAGAUCUAUGGUCAGUCGAUGCGCCCGUGUCAGUGCCAGUGCGUUGGCUGGACAAAUCAUGUGCAGUGCCGACGUUGUUCGCAAAAUCAAUGCAAGUUUAUUGAAUUCCGGUCCGGUCCCGAAAUCUCAGCCAGCUCGGGCUAUCAAAGAGAUCCGGCAACUGCACACGUCCCUGUUGCUGAAAUCAAAUUGAAGGGACUGGAGGUUCCGGAGGUGGCUUCCCUUGUCUACCGUGCAGCCUUGCUAAGACGCCAGCGUUUGGUUGUAUCUAGGGUGAAUCUGUGCACGUCCCCGUCAUUAUCCACCCCCGGGUUAUUAUACCAAUA